Molecule: messenger RNA, 1777 nt
Organism: Drosophila erecta
Lineage: Eukaryota; Metazoa; Arthropoda; Insecta; Diptera; Drosophilidae
Exons: 2
Coding region: 103-1224 (373 amino acids)
Biological process (GO): transcription elongation by mitochondrial RNA polymerase; mitochondrial transcription
Cellular component (GO): mitochondrial nucleoid
Molecular function (GO): DNA polymerase processivity factor activity
Source: RefSeq, a predicted model, not a curated record
GUACUACGAAAACUGAAACCACGAGCUUGGUCCCACUAACCGAACAGCUGAUUAGACGAAAUUAAAUUGAGUAACAACAAAUCUACUUCAUAUAGUGCACAAAUGUUGUGCCGGCACUCAUUGUUGGGCGUAACGACAAGAUGCCUACGGCUCUCCUCCACGCAGCAACUCAGAUCUAUUCAGUCUGAAAAUGACCAAGCCAGCAGCCUCUUGCCGGCCUACUCGGAUGCAGAUCGUCUAAAGAUCCUGAAGACGAUUAAUGAAAACGGCAUGAUGCAGAUAUCCAACUACGACAUAACCAAGGCGAGGGCCACCAAGCUGCAAAAUUGGAAGGACCGUCAUGGACCGCUGCAGGAACUCAGCGACAUCCUGUAUGUGGAUGGAUUCGGACUGAUGGUGACCACCAAGUUCUUUACGAGUCUGCUUGCGCCGGCGGGCAGUAGGAGCAUUGCACAAGGCCGACAAAAUAAGACAAAAGCUGCACGAGUCGCACCCUUUAUAACACCAGCGAUGGACGAGAGACAGCGUCCGCUGAUUGCAUCUGCCGUAGGGGUACGCAUCGGAGUAAGCAGUGUAAGCUGGGCACGAUUAAAGAUCGGGAGCAACGAAGAUCCAUGUCUGCUCACGCACUGGCAGCACCACGAGCUGAACGACAAGAAGCUGCAUUUGUCAGAACUUUCCCGCCGCUGCCUCUAUGUCUCUCACCAGAUACCGGAGGCAGACUGCUACGUCAUGGAGAGUCCACAAAUGGCGCAAGCCAGCAGCAACCCGGGGAGCAUAGAUCAACAGAACGUGAACAUCCAGAAGGCCCAGGUGGCCGCAAUCAUAAGCUUCUCCUUGAUGGCCCGCUCAGAUGGCGAUGAGAACCAGACGAACAACGUCUACUACAUGCGACGUUUUCUCUCCGCCCGACUGUUUAAUCACCUGGUUGGUACUGAGCGUGUGUCGACCGAGGACACGAUAUCGGCCAUGAUGCGGACACAUUACAACGUGGAACAUCAGGUCCCCGAAACAGGGUCCUCGUUGAAUCUGCACAAUCAGGUCAACUUUCCCGCUGACCUACGCCUUUUAUUCUCUCAGCAAGAGCGCUACCAGCGCGAGCUUCUAGGCCAGGUACUUCUCCUUAGCUUAGCUUUUACUCGUCUCGUUCUUCAACAAGAUCCGCAAAGCAUCGCAUCAGUAUCGCGCAACUCCAAAGACUCCAAUCCAAACCGGGUCUCUUAAACAGCUACAAGUACUGGAGGCCACUGUAACUUUGUUUCAUAAUAAGCCUAUGAAAAAGUAUUAAAACACUUAAUACAACACUUCUACAAUAAUUUGUAGUCACAAUAUUUAUGAAGGGUUUUAAUAGCAGCAGUUUUUAUGGAUACAAUUGCCUUUCCAUGGAAUACCAUCGACGUUCAUAUAUAAAUUUGUCAGCUAAACGUCACCUGUUUUUGUGAAGUCACUUUGUUAGUUCAGUAAGAGGAUUUGUUGCCUUACUGACCAUUUCAUAAAAAAUAUUAAAAAUAGUCAGCAGAUGAAACUAAAAUAAAUAAAUUGUCUAUUCCGUAUAGAAAGUGGAUAUGGAUCCGUAUGAACGGAGAGAUCUCCGAAACUACAUGUCCAAAAUUUAAUAUUAAUUUAAUUUAUUGGGGAAGACUAUAUCGAAAAAUAGGCAAAGAUGGAAAAAACAAUAUAAUACCUGCCUGUCCAACCAAAUAACACAGUGAUUCUAAAAAUCUAAUGUAUUUAAUAAGAAAACGGUCCGAUAUAAUCAAUAAAGGCUUAGAAACAA